Electrophorus electricus (electric eel) is the source of this 6025-nucleotide messenger RNA. It is a transcript of the gene pcif1, whose product is annotated as phosphorylated CTD interacting factor 1. Gene Ontology annotation, molecular function: RNA polymerase II C-terminal domain binding; mRNA (2'-O-methyladenosine-N6-)-methyltransferase activity. Lineage: Eukaryota; Metazoa; Chordata; Actinopteri; Gymnotiformes; Gymnotidae. The record is from RefSeq and is a predicted model, not a curated record. Gene Ontology annotation, cellular component: nucleus.
UACUGUGCCUCGGUAUUUCAUUUUUUCAAGCAGUGCUAAUUUUUAUCUAUAACAGAAAUGAAAGCUUACGCUUUAAUUUUUAAAGUCACUCUUUAAUUACUUCAGGCUUCUUAGGUGCCCAUUUACAAUAAGAGUAGCGUAUGUCACUUGUCAGCUAUAUUACUAAACUUAACUUUUGAAAACCACAGAGCCCAAAGAUGUUUCAUUAUAGAUUAUGUAUGCAUUAACAACAAGUAAACAAAGAAAACAAAGUAAACAAAGAAAAGUAAAAUUUGUUUCCACAAAUUUCUUUUAAAUGUAGCUUCUAUUUGGAGCGUACACAUUAGUUUAUUCUGGUUUAAGAGAUUAGUCCAUCUCUGGAAAGCGUUACAUAAAGCCUUUAUUUGUACCCCAUUCGUAAUGUCCUGCGUGCUUUGUUCCUGGCGGAUGAGUAACACGCCAGUCUUCAGAGUAAAUCCUCUAAACUUGGCUUCGGUUUCCCGCAUUCCAUACCAGAUUUCCACAUGAUGCCAAGUUGAUUUUAGACAACCAUUCCUGAUGUAGCUAGCACUGUGGUGCAGGCUUGCAUGUCUAUAUCUCAGUGAUUUAAGAGGUAACUAACUACAUGUGCAAAGCAGCACUAAAAACAAAAAACAACUUGCUGUGUUCUUUGUUAGGUUAACUUGCAAGGUAACAAACUGAAAAGAGAUGACAGUCUUUAUUUAGAACAUAACGUAUCGGAUAUUGGGAGGGUUAUUAAACGGCUAAAAAAUAAGAUGGGUUACAUGGGUUUAACUUAACCGCUACGUGUUUUAAAAUGCAAUAGAUUAAAAAACGAGUAAAGAGCCUGUCCACGUAAAUGAAAAGACGGAUAGCAUAUAACAUUGUAAAACAGAAAAGCAGCAAGUUUUAUUUUAUCCCAUAACUACACCUCACGCAUUUAGCUGGCUAGCUAUUAGCUUGUUCAGAAUCAUAGCAGAUCUGUCGGAUCUGAAAGCCUAUACCAACAAUAAAAUUUGUUAAAUGGAAAAAGAAAUUGUACUCAGAAAGCUGUUAUAUAGCUGUUAUAUAGCAAAACACGUCUCUGCCGUUUUGCCCUUCUGCAAAUGGCCACGGUCCAUUGACAAGUGGCUGACUUGAAGACAACUAAAUUAGCGCCUGCGCAUUACCCAGGUCUGAGUGCCCGAUACAAGAUGGCGGAGUCGGUGGGGCGGGAGAGGCGGAGGCGGGUCCGGACUGAAUAGAGCCAAGCCUAUAGAAGGCUCCUAGCAAACCUCACCAAGACAGGACAGGUGAGGAGCUAUGACGAGUGAAAACUACAGAACAGUAAAGGGAGACGCGGGAAUGGUCAUGUCGCCCACCGGGUCCUCUACACAGGGCUCCCCCUUAACGCCCUCUACUAGUAAACCAAUUCAAGAGCUGCCAGAUGAGCUGAUUCAGGCUGGGUGGGCAAAAUGCUGGAGCAAGCGAGAGAACCGGCCAUACUACUUCAACCGCUUCACCAACCAGUCACUGUGGGAGAUGCCAGUCCUGGGACAGCAUGAUGUCAUUUCUGAUCCUUUGGGCCUAAACGCAGCUCCUGCCUCAGGUGAGGGAGCAGGUGAUGGCAGCUUGGGCAAUGGGCAGCGCAAGAGGGGCCCCUCAGAGGAGGCCUCUCAAGGGGGCCCUAACAGUUUCAAGAGGCCUAAGGUUGAGAUUCCUGUAACUCCAACCACCCCCACAAUCCCUAUAUCGCCCAACACACCUGGAGCAAAGCCGUGGAACUCCAGCUCAGAAGACAAACAAGGUCAAGCCACAACUCCUGUGCCUGCCCCUUACCGGCCUUCUGUUGUGUAUUGGGACCUGGAUGUUCAGACCAAUGCCGUGAUAAAAGAACGCACCACAUUCGACUACCUCCCUCCCCACCCCGAGAUUGAGCUGCAGCGCGCCCAACUUACCACCAAGCUCCGCCAGCACUACCAUGAGUUGUGCUCCCAACGCGAGGGCAUAGAGCCCCCACGGGAGUCGUUCAACCGCUGGCUGCUGGAGAGGAAGGUUGUGGACAAAGGAGUGGACCCCCUGCUCCCCAGCGAGUGCGACCCCGUCAUCUCACCCUCCAUGUUCCGAGAGGUCAUGAACGAUAUCCCCAUCAGGCUGUCACGCAUUAAAUACAAGGAGGAGGCCAGAAAGCUUUUAUUCAAAUACGCAGAAGCAGCCAAGAAAAUGAUUGAUUCCAGAAACGCCACCCCUGAUAGUAGGAAGGUUGUGAAGUGGAAUGUUGAAGACACGAUGAACUGGCUGAGGAGGGACCACUCGGCCAGUAAAGAAGACUACAUGGACCGCCUGGACCACUUGCGCAAGCAGUGUGGCCCUCACGUGACAGCUGUCGCUAAGGACUCCGUGGAGGGGAUCUGCUCUAAGAUAUACCACAUCUCCACAGAGUACGUGCGGCGAAUCCGCCAGGCCCACCUCAACCUGCUGAAAGAGUGCAACAUCACAGUGGAUGGAGCGGAGAGUCCAGAGGUGCAGGACCGGUUGGUGUAUUGUUACCCAGUGCGACUGUCCAUCCCAUCCCCACCCCAGCCGCGUGUUGAACUGCACUUUGAGAAUGACAUCGCCUGCCUGCGCUAUAAAGGAGAAAUGGUGAAGGUCAACCGUGGACACUUCAAUAAACUGGAGCUGCUGUAUCGGUACAGCUGUAUUGACGAUCCAAGAUUUGAGAAGUUUCUGUCACGUGUGUGGUGCCUUAUAAAAAGAUACCAGGUAAUGUUUGGAUCUGGUGUAAAUGAGGGGACUGGCCUACAGGGGGCACUGCCUGUUCCAGUGUUUGAAGCCCUCAACAAACAGUUUGGAGUCAGUUUUGAGUGCUUCGCCUCCCCCCUCAACUGCUACUUCAAGCAGUUUUGCUCUGCCUUUCCUGACAUUGAUGGUUUCUUCGGCUCUCGAGGGCCAUUUCUGAGCUUCUCCCCUGUCAGUGGUUCUUUCGAAGCCAACCCUCCCUUCUGCGAGGAGCUCAUGGAUGCCAUGGUCAUGCACUUUGAAGAGCUUCUAGAGCGCUCCAGCGAGCCUCUGUCCUUCAUCAUCUUUGUUCCAGAAUGGCGUGACCCCCCAACCCCAGCCCUGACACGGAUGGAGGCCAGUCGCUUCCGCAGGCACCAGAUGACAGUGCCUGCCUUCGAACAUGAGUACCGCAGUGGCUCUCAGCAUAUCUGCAAAAGAGAGGAGAUGUACUACAAAGCCAUCCACGGAACAGCUGUCCUCUUCCUGCAGAAUGACGCUGGCUUUGCCAAGUGGGAGCCCACUACUGAAAGGAUCCAGGAGCUCCUGGUGGCCUAUAAGAUCUCUGGGCGCACACUCUCCUCCCCUGGGCCCUCCUGUGCUGUGGCCGGUGACAGAGACUUCAAACCAGGUCAUGAGCGUUCAGCGAGCUUGGACACCUCAGGAGGCCGAGACAGCAGCAGUCCCGUAGACAAGUCUGCGCCGGAAAUGGCAAACGUAUAAGUGUGUGGGGGGUGGGGGGGUGGUUGGGCAGGGCAAAGACAGCUUUGAGACAAAGCUGAAAUUGAAUGUGUGCUAAGCUGGUUUGUGAGAGAGAAUGAGGGAGGGAGAGAGAGCAUCAUGGUUCUUUACUUUUCUCUGCCUCUACUAUUUAAAGUUAUUCUAGGUUUUUGUUAAUAAUGUUUUUGGGUGUGUUUUUUUUUUUUUUAUCAAUGUAGCGAUUGUUUCGCCACUAAUUAUCUUUUGCUGUUGUUGCCGUUACCAUCUGAUAAAACAUGUUAAUUCUAGUUAAGUCCUUAAUUCUAUGGCCUUUCUAAUUUUGUGCUUUGCUUCCUGGCAGAGCUGUUUGUGUCAUGUUGAGUUCCAGAAUUUAAGGAGGGAUCAAAAUGUCUCCCUGAAUUCUAGUCCAGAAUUGUGCAUUGAUGUGUUGAUCUUUUUUUUUUUUCUUCCUACUGCAACAGAAGGGAGGUGGAACAGCAAGUAGGCAGCUAUGUUUAUAAGCAUUUAAAAGAAGAUAAACAUUACACAAUAGUUGUAGGCCUUGUACAUAGUUAUUACCUGUGCAAGCUCCAGCUCACUGAGCUCACGUGCUGUAGAUGCUCUUCAAAAUGCUCUUUCAAUCUCCAGUGAUCCCUUUCUCGGACAAAGAACUGUAUGGCUUCUUCAAGAUGGAAAUGCACAAGUUGGGAAGAGAACUGCAGUCAAGGUCUGUUUUGAGUUCGUUUUUAGAUGAAAAGGGUUUAAUGUUUAUAAAUUUGUUUCUACUAGUUGUUCCACUCAUACCUUUGUUUCUAAAAUAUGCACAGAGGAUAAUAAGAAGUCUGAUUGGCAAUGUUUACUUGUCGGUAAUAAAUUGCUUCACUGUUUUGUAUCUUUUUGGAGCUGUAUAGUAAAUGCUUGCUAUAGCUUUGGUAAGGUCUUUCCUCCUUUGGCCAUAUCAUCUUGUCAUAGAUGACCAAAUGAGUUCCAUUUGGGAAAAAAGGCAAAAUCUACAGUCACACAUGCCUUGCAGUUAACUGAAUCCAUUGAAAAAAAAAAAUUUGCUGCAGUUUAAGAUUUGUCAGCGCAGCUGGUAAUUUGCUUACACUUGUGAUCUCUUGUUCAUAUAUUGAUGGAGGUUACCUCUUAUGUACUAGGCUUAAAGGAGCAAGCAAUAGCUUAACCUAGAAAAGGAAGACUUUCAAGUUGAUAUUGCAUGUCAGCAAUAGUUGAUCCAUGUUUUAGAACUGGUUUCUAAUUUAUUUUGUCAUUGAAAACAGCAUUCUCAAAGCAAAUUGCUAAAUGUCUUGGUUUUUCAGUCCCGUUUCUGUUAGAUAUGCAUUUGUUCGUUUACACCAGUACGAGAUUAAAUCUGAUCACUGGGCAGCAUAUUGAAUGUAAAUUAACAAAGAAAAGGGGAAAAAAAGGAACUUGAUCCUAAAUCUUACCCUCACCCAAUUUUAUAUUUACGGUUAGAAUUGGCUGUUUGUUGCAAUUAGUAACACACUAACGUGGUUGGGUUUUGGUAUUCUAAUGCUUAUAUCUAGUAUCAUAUUCUAUGUAUUGUAUGUUCUCACCUCCCUCUGUAUAUAUCUCUUAUUUUUUUAUCUUUCUUUUUUAAGCAAUUAAUUACAAUGACAAAGUUAAAGGGUUGGGGAACAACUCGUGUUCAUGCUGUUAAAUUAGUACAGCAUUCUGGUGGCUGGGUUCAGAAUGUAAUCUGGCUUGUCAUUGUUAACCUCUAACUCCCUAAAAGUAAUUUAUAUUCCCCUUCUCAUUUGAGCAUUUAACACCAGAUGGAUAUUUCAUUCCGGGGGUGUGUAUCGUCACCAGCAAAACUGUAGAUAUUGUACAGAAAAGCAUUAUGAAGUAUGAGGGGUUUUUUUGUUUUUGUUUUUUUCUGCUACAAUUGUGAGCGCUUUUGGGAAAAGAGUAUUGUACAUGUCUUUCUUCAUGCUUUUUAUUUGUUUUAAUUAGACAUUUUUUAAGCAAAUCUGUUUAUGAAUUAUACAAUUUAUAAAAUAGAAGUCAUUUUAAACUAAACCAAAGUGAUAAAGAGGAGAAAUUUAUCUUGUAUGUAAAAGUAGAACUCUGUAAGGACAGUAAUGCGUAGUGUAACCAGCAAAAUGACUCAUUAUUUUUGUAUUUCUUCUUUGCUUUGUUCCAUUUUGUUUUAUUUCCUCUGUGUGAUCAGUUUUUCAAAAUCAAGAGUAAUUACAUGUAGAGAGCAUCAUUAUUGCAUUAGUCAGUAGGCUUUGUCAUAAGUCUUUGUUUUUCCGAUGGGUCUGCAUAUAUUUCUGUUUGUAUUAUGAUUGAUUUUACCCUGUAUAGUCAGUUGCAUUUUUUUUUUUACCUUUUUUUAUUAUUAUUAUUAGGGAUUUUAAUUUUAUUUUAGCACCAUGAAUGUUUCCCUUACUCUAAUUUUGAUAUUUUGGACAAAGGUAAAAUGAAUGUAAAUAAUCAUUGUGCUCAAAUCAUUGGUUUCCUCUUCCUGUAUAUUAUCAGUGUUGUGACAUUUCUCAUCUUUUGAAUCAAUAUGAAGAUUACAUCUGGGUCGGUUUUGCUCUCAGUAAACUAUAUUGAAACCAUA